AUGUCGGAAAGCUCAGCUGCCGCGGCCACGCUCUCCAGCCAAGCGGGCCAAGCCAGGACCGAUUCACAUCGGCCACUGUUGGCGGAAGGGCCCGCGAACAGAGAAUCGGAGCUGGCGUCUGCAGAAGAGAUGGAACAGGAGACUCAGGAGACCUUCGCACCCACGAGCUGCCGGGCCAGCGACGGAGGCUUGGCAGAGAGGCAGCAGCGACGUCGGCCCAGGCCCACAUCCACAUGUACAGCAUCGACCGAGGAGGAUGAUGCUGAGGUGCACCGAACAGGCGGCAUUGCCUGCUGCAGGAGCUUCCGCAGACUGCUCUGCUACGGCCAAGAGGUGCACAAAGGGACCUUAUGUGAUGGCUGCAACAUGGUGGAUGGACAGAGCGUGCGCCUCCUGGUCGUCUCGAUGACGGUUGAUGAACAGAGGUCGCGGAUCCACAUCUACGUCAAUGUGAAGAUGCCGGAGACCCCUCGUCUCGCGCAAGCUUGCGAAACAGUGGUUGAAUUAUGGCUUUGA
Molecule: messenger RNA, 516 nt
Organism: Symbiodinium natans
Lineage: Eukaryota; Dinophyceae; Suessiales; Symbiodiniaceae
Source: the annotation of a GenBank genome assembly